Messenger RNA from Heterotrigona itama, 1821 nucleotides. The record is from the annotation of a GenBank genome assembly. NCBI's taxonomy places the organism in Eukaryota, Metazoa, Arthropoda, Insecta, Hymenoptera, Apidae.
GAAAGAUGGACGCCCUGACGUUUGGCUCUCACAGGUAAACGGCCGAUCGGUUCACAUAAAUUUUCGAAAAACUUUCAAUUAAGUAAGUGUUGCCUCACGGAAUUCUAUUUUGUUUUUUGUAGGCUAGUUCAUUUAGAUCUCAAGGGUGCCCCGCCGCGAGUCUGUUAUUUCGAAAAGGUCUGUUACCUGAAUAAAUAAAUCGAGCAAAUAAUUGAAUAAUUAUUGUUUACACUCGUCUCUUAUCUCCGUUCUGAUAACAGUAUCAUUGAAUGAAAGUUACAACGACACUCAGCUUUUUUUUCCUAUAGCUUUUCGAAUAUCGCCGACACUCGAUUUUUUUCGUACAAUCAAUACCUUUUCGUUUGUGAUAAACAUCUGGAUUUAAAAUGAACUUGUAUGCGCAACAUGGCACAAUUUUCAUAUAUGUAUACUGUCAUAUGUAUAUGUAUAUGUGUAUGUAGUUAUCACUGUGCACAAUAAUUAUGUUAAUGUAAUGCUUGCAUAUCUUGAUUUUUAACAGUUAUGAUGAUCUAACUGUUAAAAAUUGAUAAUUAAUAUUGCAGCUGUUCCCAUUAUUAAGAACAUGGGGUGCGACUGGGCUCUUACUAGAAUGGGAAGACACAUUUCCAUACAAUCGGGAGCUUUCUCAUAUAGGAAGCAAUGGAUUAAGCAGUCUAAUCAGUGGAUAUACAGUACAGGAGGCCAGACAUAUUCUACAAAUUGCAGGGGAUUGUGGUUUAGCAGUUGUUCCAUUAGUACAAACAUUUGGUCACAUGGAGUUUGUUUUAAAACAUGAUGAAUGGAGGUCCUUGAGAGAAGUGGAGCACUUCCCAAGCUCAAUUUGUCCGUCUAAUCCAAGAACAUUGUCUUUGGUAAAGAACUUGAUUCGACAAAUAGUUAAUUUUCAUCCAGAUAUACAAUAUUUGCACAUUGGUGCAGACGAAGUUUGGCAUUUAGGCCUUUGCUCAGUUUGUAUAAAACGUGCUGCCUCUAGUAAAUAUGGGAAACCGUCUCUGUACCUGGAACACGUUUUGGCUAUUGCACAAUAUGUACAAGAAACAUAUCCAUACUUAAAGAUUAUCAUAUGGGAUGAUAUGUUAAGAUCGAUAGAUUUACAAGUUUUGAACGAACUUUGGGACAAAUACACUGCAAUUUUUCCCCGUAUUUGGGCGGCUACUGCAUUUAAAGGUGCUACUGGAUCUUCUCAGCAUGUACCAAUUAUAAGACAUCAUAUAAGCAAUCAUGAAAAGUGGUUAGAGGAAUUAAGUAUACACGUAAAUAAAGUUCAUGAAUUUCGAGGAACAGUAUUCACUGGGUGGUCAAGGUAUGAUCACUACGCAACAUUCUGCGAAUUAUUACCUACCGCAAUACCAUCGUUGGCAUUAUGCUUAAAAGUCUGGCUUCAUGGUUAUUCUGAACAAAUUCACAAUCAAGUGGCUAAAAAUUUAGGAUAUAUAGAUCACCCUUUACACAUAACACCACAGCUUAGACCUGCUCCAAUACCCAGUAACCUACUUUUUCCUGGAUGGCAAGUUGCAGUAGGAGUAGAAUGGUUUUUAAAUUUCCGAACUAAAUUUCAUAAUAUUGUUUCCAGUGAACAACUUCUAUUAGAAUUAUCUUCCUUAGAGGGAUAUUUAAGAUUUCAAAUGGAAAGUAUUUUCUUUCCAUCAAUGAUCGAUGAAUGGAUAGGUACAAAUAUUCAGCCCAUCAAAGGGAAACUUGUGGAAUUAAAACAAACUACAGAAAAUCAAAUCAAAAUAAACAGUCGAGUUUAAUAUUUUAAAUAAGUAUUUGCAGAAUUUCUGCUUUAGAUCUCAAUGA